Anas platyrhynchos (mallard) is the source of this 8426-nucleotide messenger RNA. RefSeq names its product interleukin-20. The record is from RefSeq and is a predicted model, not a curated record. NCBI's taxonomy places the organism in Eukaryota, Metazoa, Chordata, Aves, Anseriformes, Anatidae.
AGAUGCCGUUCUCGUUCAUCUGCAGGUGGAAGUUGGUGGGUUUUAAUUCACUGGUUCCGCUCUGCAGCGCUGCAGUUCAAGCGCGUACGCGAUGCAGAAUCCCUAGAAAUGUUCUCUUUCCACCGAAAGCUCCAGUUUCUCUCUCCCCACCCACUCACGGAAACACAGCAGCUGCUCCUUUGAGCCUCGCUCGCUGGAUUUCUCCGUAUUAAGCAUUCACAUAAUCAAAGGCUUCUGCCUGUGGGGCUCCUGACGCCUGCCCUGAUGUGUGAGGACAGCGGUAAACCCCACUGACCCGCCCGAGCAAGGCACCCACCUUUUCAAACGUCUCCUUAAUCUGCUUUAUGGUUUUGCUCCUCUUCUCGCACGUGAGGAACCUGUGCUGCAAAGGGAAGGAGACCACGGCUUUAACUCAGCAGUUUUCCUUCCUGGUGCGGGUCCCUCGUCACUGCCGCCGCGGGUCUCCACCUUCCCCGUGCGUGCCCGAGCUUUUCCUCCGGGCUCCCGCAGUUGGCACCGGGGCUGCCUCGUGCCGUGUGCUGAGAUCGGAGCCCACCAAGACCCCGUGUCAGCCCCGUGCUCUCCCUCCCUCCCUCCAGCCCCAGGGCUCGGCGAGGGCAGGGUUGGUCCCGUCUGACUCAGUCUGCGUCUGGGGACGGGGUCACGGCCGAGGGAGCGAGAGGCGGCAUCACCGAGCCGGCAGUCAGGUUCAGAACUGCUGUCUGUGACGUACUGGGGAAAUGGGAGACUCUGUGGCCCUUCAUUCACUGUACACGAAAGCAGCUUUGAAGCGAUUUCAUUUGCUCUCAGAAGCAGCACCCACUCUGAUGACUAACAGUUCCUGAUGGGUGAAACAAAGUGGACUGAUUUUUUUUUUUUUUGACUUUUUUUUGCUGUCAAUGCAUGACGUUGGACUUUUCACUUCUGGAAACCUGCUUUCUAGCACUCUUGUCGGAAUUUGCAAUGUGACUCAUAUCAACCUCAUAUCAACAGAAAUGAAGGCGUGAGGAGUGUGUGCAGCCAACGGGGCUUCUUUGGAAGAAAGCAGUAUGUUUGCAGCCAGUGGAAGAUCCUCUUCAGCAUCAGGAUCAGGCGCUGAGGUCCCUUUUCCCUCUGGCUGCUCUCCGUGUCACUCGGGAUGGCCAUCUCCACCUCCUGCCACCAGCUGCCCCCUCCCCAAGGUGCUCACUUGCUCCUUCGGCAGCAUCCCCACGGGAGCCCUCCAGGACUGCAGGAAGAAGAGAAACACUGCAAUAAAUGGUAAUGCAAAUAGCAACUGCAGCUCUAAUUACAAGAGAGAAAAGGGAUUAAAAUUAGAACUGAGAAUAGUAAACAAAUCUAAAUUCUGCAGGGAAGAUGUGGGGGGCUUCUCGUGGGUUUUGAAAGUGGAAGUCAAUUCUCUUCUGUCGUUUCUUGUGUUUGCUGAGCCCAGCUCUCUCCCUCGAGAAAGAGCUUUCAAGAAAGUUUCGUUUCUCUGCGCGGUGUUGGUCCUGCAGGCCACCGCCGCGCUGCCGACGCGGGUUGAGGUCACAGCUCCUCUUUGUCGUUUUUUUCCCCCGUACACUGGUGUCACCACUUGUUUACAGGAGCCCAAUUAUUAAUGUGUUGAAUGCCCACAUCAAAAGACUUCCGAAACCUCCUGGAAACUGAAAAAGCCUCAUUGGUAGAACCUGUGUUCAGUCUUGUUGGUAGAUUUGAGUCUUUGAAAUACGUGUGUUUGAGGGCUAGUGCCUAGCUCAGCACCACUGCCGGGCUUUGCAUCAUUUGUUAGUGGAAGCUUUCGUUUAUCUUCAAUAGCAAGGAAGCUCUUCUCAGGCACUUUUACCUCAAUUUUUGCUGAAAUGGCCAAUUUCCCUAGCACAGCGGGGAAAAGGGAAAAAGCAAAUCAUCAAUGUUCACUCUCUGGCUACGAAAUCUUGCAGAAACGAUCACAAGUGACUGGGUACCCGAGCAGGGUGACAGUGAAACCUUAUGGAAAAUUCCUCGACUGCUGCAGGUUCGGGAGGAAGACUUGCCAAGUGCAAUUCGUUUCUCCAUCCAAUCCUCAGAGGGAGCAAUCCCCAAAAUUGCUGCUCCGGGCAUGGCAAGGGCCCCUGCCUCGCAGGCACGGGGUGGUGGGCAGCUGGAACAAGCUAGCAGGAGCUACUCUUUAGCUGUGCUAUGACACUGCAAAGACCUGAAAUGUGCAUUUCCUUUGAGGAAGAUGCCAUUUAUGAUAACCAAAUUACGAGUUCACGUUUUUAUCAAAUCCGGGUAAGCAACUAUUUAACCUCCAACACCCCCCACCCCCCUACACCGGUGACUAAAUGAAUGGUUUUCUGCAGAAGAGCUAUGUCAGUGUACAAGAUCCUCCACCACGCUUUCCUCCUUCCACAAAGAUGAAUCUUAGAGGGAAAAAGAAAAAAAAAUUACUUUUUUUUUUUUUUUCUCUUUUUUUUUAUAUCCUCUUUGGGUAAAAUCCUGGCCUGCUGGCAGCCCUGCCACCGGUGAGUCACACGCAUGACAUCGCAUCUGCUCUGUGAAGGCGGUGGCUGAGGCAGUGGCACUUUCUGUGACGUGCAGCCCUGCGUAGCCACGAGCCGAGGAUGUCCAGCGAGGCCAGCGUGAGCCCAGGGCCACUGCAGCGGCGAGGAGCUGCUCCCCGGGGACGGCCGUGGCUCUGUCCCCUUCCCAGUGCUGCUGGUAAAUGGCAGAAGCAGCUCCAGAGGGACAGGAGGUGACAUCUCCACCCAGGGGAUGCUUUAAAGCACGGUGCUCAGAUGUCUCAGGGCGGUGUCACACCUCGGGGUGCUCUCCUGGAGCCCCCCUGAGGCAACAACAGCCCCGGGCUGCCCCCGUAGGGGUCCUGGUCCCAGGCUCUUCCAGGCAUCCGUGGAAAAGCAGCUCUGGAGAAGUUAAACCUGGGGAAAGAAGUGUGUUUGGCAAAGUGGAGCAUCCGCAGCGUUAAGCAGGGCGUUUCCUUGCAGGGUGUUAGGGUAGCAGCUUUGGAUGGAGGAAAAUUAAGGUUUCAGGGCACCUUUCUCAGGUCUUGAGCCCCUCUCCUGAGCCCUUCCCGUCUGCCAGCCCCCCGCUGGAAAUCCUGGCAUCAUCUGGGGUCUGGCACCAUGGGCUUGGGGCUUUGCUUGUCCCUGGCCGAGCAGGAGCUGCGCCGGGUGAGGCUGAGCCGUGCCCAGGCUGCCGCUCCCCGACAGGCGGGACUCAGAGCUCGAUUUUCAGAAUUAUUAAAGUGGUUAUGGUUAGAAACGUGACUGAGAAGAGGGCACAUAAUGUACCACACCUAGCAGCCGAUUAUUCCUCACAGAGCCUUUUCUGAGUCAUUUGAUGAGUUUACCGAGAAAAACAAUUUUCUACUUUUGUCAGCAGCAUUGCAGAGCUGCGGCUGAGCAGGCGGCGAGGCUGCUCUGAUAACAGGUCCCUGGUUUCUCUCGAUAAUGAACUGCACUAAUUAAGAGACAGAACAGCCAGAUUUAGGAGGUCGGGACAGGGCAUGGCAACACGUUUCCACCACGAGCUGCAGCGUGCACCGGUGCAGAAGGUAAUGGAAAGAGUGACACCGAGGCAGGGGCUGUCCUCAGGGCACCGGGGCAAACCCCUGCCUUUUGGGAUCAGCACUUGUUCAAGUGGGGCUCGAGAAGGGCUCCAGGUUUGAGGGCCAGGUGGUUGCUUGACAUUGAAACCGUUGUUUUUUCAGGGGCUGAGAACCACCCAGAGCUGCAGCACGGCUGCAAUUAAUCAUCCCAUCAGCUCCUGGCAAUACCAUGCUGCAGUACCCAAGGAAUUUCUCUGGUGCAUAAAAAGGAAGCCAAUAUGUUUUCCUCUGCCUGUGGAAAUCCUUUGGCAAGGGUCUUGGUUAGCUACAGUAUCACCAAGAGAGAUGGUAAAUCCUACCAACUACUGGUCUCCAACUUUUUUGUCAAGUGGCUGAGUUGGUUUUUGUGGAUUUUCUGCUGAAGCAUGUCAUGAAGAGCUCCUCGAGCUCUGGUCUUUGCAGUUAAGUUUGGAUUUUUUGAUUUUUAUUGUUUAAUUAAAAUUACUACAGGCAUUUCUGUCAUUCAUGUUGUCUAUUUCUGGGGAUCUGUGUACAAACCAUUAUCAGCUUCAGAUCUGAAAUGCUGGAGCACCUAAAGCUGCUGUGAACUAUGAGUAAUAUAUUACAGAAUGGCAAACCAAGGAUGGUCUGCAACGCAUUAUCAGAUCUCCUUACAGAAUGAAACUACAGUGAGAUGCACUGUUGAAACUGGUACCUUAUCACUCUGAAAUCCUUUACUGGAAAUCUAGUGUUGAUGUGUGUGUGUGUGGCCAGUUCAUGACAGCACGGCUCCUAUUCAGAUCACGAUGUCUUGCUGGCGGAUGUUUUUUUUUGAAGUUAUUUUAUUGUUUGUUUGUUUGUUGGUAGUGAGAUUUUUUUUUAAUUUUUAUUUUUGGAUGAAAUGAAAGUUUUUGGAUAUCUGAACAGCUGGUGGGUCAAUGGUGGAUCCCAGUGAGCAAGGCUCAGAGGCUGGCAGCACGUGGCAUGUACAGGGAUGGCUCUCCAGGGGGAUGCUGCAGCCCCUGGGAGGGCUGCUUGCCACUUUUAUUAAUAACUCUGAGGCAAGCUAGUGGUGUCCAGGGCUUGUCUUCUUACUUUUUAAUCCCCUAUCAUGGUGUCAGCCAGUUAACAGCCCUCUGUGCUGUGUGUUAUUAAGUCACAUCUACUUUUUGGGUGCCCCAUCCCACCGUGCCUGCCAUGAAAGCCCUGGGGAGGAGCCCCCCACUUGCUGCGGGCAGCCUGGGAGGAUGGGGACAGGACCACGUCCCAGCGUGCAGCCGUACAUGAAAGCCUUAAUGAUGCCAAAAUGCCUCAGGGAGUCAGUUCCCAGCUGAUCUCACCUGCGUUGUCACGCUGCCGUGGAUCAGAAAUCCCUGUUCCUUUCCUCUUCCUUCCCAGAGCGUAUGAGACACAGCUUGCUGUUUUAUUGGGGAUGUUCUCCUGUUGCAGCUGGCAUGCAGAUGAGAGCCUCUCUUACGCAUCUGUGUGGGGAAGGCUGAGCUGAGGUGAUUUGCUUCAACCAGGAGCUGGUCCAACACCUGCUGAAAUCCAGCCGUGCCCUCAGCUGUGCCCCAUCUGCUCCAAAAGGCACACGCUGGGGACCCUCAGAGGUGCAGCACUGGCAAUCAAACACCAUCACUGUGCACGUACUUGAAAAAAACACUAAGAAAAGAUGUGGAUCCUGUCCCCCACCCUCCAGCAUUGUUGUUCUCUCACUCGCUCUUGAGGCAAGGCUCACAUUCUUGCUGCUGCUUUGUGAGUGGAAGCACAGCAAGGCCAAGGGACCCCCAGGUCCAUGCUGAAUAUGUAGGGGAGCAAAGCCCUGAGCCCCCCAGUCCAACAUCUCCCUCCUGUCCCCUUUUACCCCUUCAUCUUCCCCCCAGUGGGCUGCUGGGCAGAUUUUAACCCCUGACCGUGUCUUGCCUGCUGGUGUUUAGUGACCUGCCUUUAGGGCAUCAGUUACCAAAAAGGAAGACAUUCACUUACCAAACUGAAAAGAGAAAUCCCUUCUUCUCAUCUGCAAUUUACAUAAUGAAGUAAGAACUCGCUGCCUCUUCCCUCAUUUCCUCACCCGGGCUGGGUGUGCACCCGGCUGCCUGGGAAAGCUGCGGGGCCCUCGGGUGCCUCUUCCUCCGCUGCGAGCGCACCUUUUGCUGCAAUUCCGUGCAGCAGCUGGGAAUUUGGGGAGGAAGGCGCAGAUUAGUGCCACGCGCUGCUGAGCACUCCAACACCUCGGCAAGAGCAAAUGCAACCUGCUGCAGAUAUGGACCUGUCUUUUGGCUGUUUUCUUUGAUAGUGCUAAGGCACGGGGCUGAGGGAGGCAUGUUGGGUGCAUUUGUGGUGAUUUCAGCUGUAUGCAAUACUGUGACUAGCCCGGGCAUAAAAUCUAUUUGCCUAGUGUUACUGUGAUGAUAGAUAUACUCUCAAGAUUGAGCUCGGUUAUCAAUAAAUUACUCAUUCAGCAAAACUUGAAAUAACAGCCCCCGUGCACAGACUUUCACACAGAAGACCUGCAUUGCAACAGCCGUGUUCAGGCUCCUGCUCUGCCCCAGAGCAUCGUGGCUGCAUUGUGGGGCUGCAGGGACACCUCUGCCCCCUCUGGUCCCUCUGAGCAUCCCUACUGGGUGUAGGGAGCCCGAGAUUUUUUUUUUCUCACUGCUCAUUUUUGUUUGCAGGCUGUACUUGGCUAUGUCCAAAAGGGUUUCAGAAACAACCAACCUAACCUCGGAGCCAAAAGCCCGCUGAGCCCACCUGGGUUCUGCCCCCUUUGCAUGACAGCAUGUCCCAGCUGACAAACCCUGCUCCCAGGGGACUGUGUGCAUCCAAAAUGCCAGUGUGAGAGGGUGCCGGCUCUGCUCAAGGACCUUGGCUGCACCAUCAGGUAUUUCUCAGGUAAUGGUCGCAGCGGUGUGAGCAUGGACCUUGCAGCCAAAGUGUCUGCCUGCGGGUAGAACUGCCCUGCUGCCGCUGGGCUGGUUCAUUUUAAAAGUUUGAGUGCAAUUCAUCCCCUUCUGCAGGCUGAUAGCUUUGGUUUGUGUGUAGUGCUCACCUAAGUUACCAGUGCUCCUGAAAACCUAAGGACUUCUUGCAGCCCCGAGGUGGGAGCUGCUGUCCCAAAGCUCUGCCCUCUCAGACCCCGGCACACGCAGACAGAGGCGAGCAUCCGCCCAUCCCCACAGCAAGCCUGAGAGCAGGGUCCCCCAAAACCAGAAGAUGAAGGUCCCACACACCAGGACAGCGGAGGAGAAUGAACUCAGCAGCUUCCUGACUCCCCCUGUGAUGACCAGGUGGCACCACCAGGACCGUGCCGGGGGACCCACGGCCCCGAGCGUGGUAUGGAGGAGAUGCCGCCCCCACCCCUCGGUCACGGCUUCCCAACCCCGGGCGGCAGCAAUGCCAGGAUUUCCCGCCUCCAGGUGUGAGGGAAACACCUCUGGGUGAAAGAGUUGGAAUUGCAAAGGGAAAUCUAUGCUGGGAAAAGCAAGAAAAGUCCCAAAAGUUAAUCCGAGAGCUAUUUCCUCCCGGUACCUGGAUAAAAACGCGUUCUUCGGAGCUCUCCAGGUCAGACAUUAAGACGGGAGAACCCGUGGCAAAGAAGAGGAGAGACAGUUGCAACCACAGGCUUGAGCAGGUCUCCCUGGCAGCAGCAUGAAGGGCUCCCACUUGCUCCUCUGCCUCUACUCCGUGACUUGCUGGUUGAGUCUGAUGCCGGCAGCCGAGAACAAAAUCUUCCACUUUGGACCCUGCAGGAUUUCAAUGAGUGUCACCGAGAUCAGGUCUGGCUUCACUGCAAUUAAAGCAAACAUCCAAGCCCGAGACCCCAUCAGGACCCUGAGCAUCCUGUCGCACCCGCAGUCUCUGCACAAGGUCAAGUCUUCAGAUCGAUGCUGCAUCAUCCAUAACCUCUUCAACUUCUACAUGGACAAAGUCUUCAAGCACUGCCAGACCGAGGACUCAUACAUCAACCGGAAAAUCAGCAGCAUAGCCAACUCCUUCCUCAGCAUCAAGAGGAAACUGGAGCAGUGUCAUAAUCAAAACAAGUGCUUGUGUGGGCAGGAAUCCACUGAGAAAUUUAAGCAAAUACUCGCGAACUACGAAGGGCUGAAUAUCACAUCUGCAGCAAUUAAAUCCCUGGGCGAGCUGGACAUCCUUCUGGACUGGAUGGAGAAAUCUCGUUAAAGCAGGAGGCAGGAACCAUCCGCUAACGAGGUUGCUGGCAGGUUGCAGCCCCCGUGGUACAUAGGACAAUAACACCCUGUCCCAGAGCAGUCCCACUGGCUGCAGCUGAAGUUGGAUCAGACUCCUGGUGUUUUGCUACCCAUGUGAACAGGGAAAUGUGCCAGCAGGGUCUUGCAUCUCGAUGGAAAUACGGAGUUUGUUCCAAUCAGCUUCGCACUCACAUAUCUGACUUCUACCAAAGGACACUUUACAAGGGAAAAUUCUGUAUUUCUCUUGCUUGCAGACAUAAGCUAUGAUAAUUUAAUAAAAGUAUUGUUUAAAUUAUAAACUCUUUGUAUAUUCAUGAGUGCCAAUGGCUGGUAGGAACUUCUCUGACACAGCUGAUGCUACAGACAGUGCUCGCAAGUCUGCUUUCAGUCUUUUGAGACUGCUUCUGCUGCUGUGCUCUGGCUGAAAGUAGGUGCAUUGUGUGAGAAAAUAGGUCCUCACAGGUGCUGCAGGCCUAAGAAAUCUGUGUUUCCUUUCCAGAUGGUAUUUUCUGCCUUAUCAGUAGAAAAAAGUUUACUAUGCAAAAAAAGUUUACUGUGUGGUUGCUGAAUAGAAAAACCUUCUUGUGUGCAUUAUUGUAAUUUACUGACACUCAGUAGCACAUUUUGUGGAAGUCUGAUGCACUUACUGUAAAUAAACCCAAUUUGAAACUGUGCUGCGUCUGUGUGUG